AUGCUGAAAAGUGGUCUUCUUCGUUCCUCUUCUCCUAAAACUCUUCUCUCCUCAUCAUCAUCAACAACAAAAAUAAUUUCUUGUUGCAUCAAUAAGAGCAACUCGUAUCACACUUCCAAACACACCCAAGCUUUAACUCCAACUGGUUACGAGGAUUUAAAGAGAGUAGAUGAGAAUGUAGCUUUUCCGUGGUUAGAACAUGUCGUUCCAAAAAGACACCAAGACCAUCCAUAUGCUAUUGCUUCUCUCAGUUUUAAUGGAUUGGGAACUGGCAAGAAGCCACCAAAUCCAAUUGUUUUCAUUCAUGACUAUACUACAAAUUCCAAAGCCUUCUCUACCAUUGCUCGAAAACUAAACUAUCCAUACGGAAUUGUUACUAUGGAUUUGAGAGCAAGAGGUAAAACUCAAGUCAAUGGUUUGGACCAAUUAUUCACUACACAAGACCAAAAGGAAAAAGCUUUUCUUCAAAACAACACAUCAAAAACAGGACCUUUGAACCUAAUUACUCAUGCUUUGGAUUUUGUUAGAUUGUUGACAUACUAUGGGUUACCAAGAGCAUUCGUCGUGGGUCAUGGAUUUGGAGCUAAUAUUGCUUACAUGUUGAUGAAGAAAUGCCCCGAACGUAUCAGUGGUGCUGUUCUAAUUAAUGGUGGAUAUCCAGUGAACAAGGCAUCUAUGGGAGAGGUUACCCAAUUACAUGAAAGAAUUUCUGGUACAUUUGGUACUUCAUUGGAAACACUUUUAACACAAGAUGCAGCUGUGAAGAGCGAUUCUAUUGAUUUCAACUCAUUUGUAGAGUACUCUAAGCAUCAAAAAAAUGAUGAAGCCAGAUUGGCUGCCCUUAGAGAUUUGAGAUCUAUUGAAGAUUUUGGUCUUUCUUUGGAUGAUUUAAUUCGUCUGAGACACCCAGUUGCCUUGAUUCGUUCCGAACAUGGACUGAAGGAUGGCGAUAAGAAACCAAUUAUUGACGCUAAAGUGUUCAAAUCAAUGGAAAAUGUCCUCAACACCAAGACGGCAGUAACCAUUAAUGGAGCUAACCAUUACAACAUGCUUUUCGACGAGAAAUAUGCAGAGCAAAUUGCCAACACCAUUGACAGGCUAGUGGUGGCUUAUGACAUUCACAGAGUGAUAGAACAUCGUUUCAAUGAAGUGAGAGGAACUGAAUCUGUUAAAGGUGAAGAGUCAAAGUAA
Naegleria lovaniensis is the source of this 1191-nucleotide messenger RNA. RefSeq lists its product as uncharacterized. The record is from RefSeq and is a predicted model, not a curated record. Lineage: Eukaryota; Heterolobosea; Eutetramitea; Acrasida; Naegleriidae. Bases 1 to 1191 code for a protein of 396 amino acids. The transcript has a single exon.